Messenger RNA from Owenia fusiformis, 1125 nucleotides. Lineage: Eukaryota; Metazoa; Annelida; Polychaeta; Sabellida; Oweniidae. The record is from the annotation of a GenBank genome assembly.
GGGAAAGAUCUUGUAAAAUUGAAAGAAAAUACAAGUAGUCAGGUUUGAAUACUGCUGAAUUAAAUAAUUGACAUCGACAAUUUUGUCAUCAUCUAUAAAGUACAAUGUGUUGUUUCCUGGUAGAUUUAUUAGCAAUCAUAGCAGUAUUUUCUCUAACAAACGGGAGCCUGCUAGAUAUUCUUCCAAAAGGUCUAAAGGCAAAGGUGGAGAAAAACAUAAGACUUCCCCCAGUACUAGUUGAUGAUGGCUGCCCAAGCAGGUUUACACAUGGUUCUCCCCACAACAAUCUAUUAGAUGACUGUCACUACUAUAGUUGUAAGCAGGGGAACUAUACAAGGGAGAGAUGCCCUGAUGGCUUGCGUGUGGACAAUAGAUUCAAAAAUAUUUGGACCAAACGUAACAAAGGUCAAAUGUCACAACCAUGUACUGUAUAUUCCCAAAGGUGUAAAUUAACACUUGAAGAAAAAGGAGUAUGGGACCUUAAUACAGAAAUCUGUGGCAUAGAUGUUAUAUGGACCAUAGAUAUCAGCUGUUCAAUAGAACUUGGAGAUAAACUCAAAGUAAAGAGUUUCAUACGAGGUGUUAUGAGAAAGCUGCCUAUUAGACCUGGAUUUAUGCAAGUCGGUGGCCUGACAUUCUCCAGAGACAUCGCACAUAUUGGAUAUUUGGGACAAUAUAAAAAUCCAACAAUUACUCGGCAAAAGUUCAAGAACUAUACAGUCGUGCCAGAAUCGUGUGGAACAGCUACAUAUGAUGCUCUAGAAACUGCCAGAACCAUUUACCUCAGCACAGACAAAGGAAGACGUGAAGACAAAAAGGCUGUUCUUCUGAUGGUCACUGAUGGUUUCACUCAUCCAGCAUCUCGCCAGAAUGAAACAUUUCAUCAAGCUGAGCUUCUACACAAGAUUCCUGGUCUUGAAACAUUUGUGAUUGGUCUACCAAAUAUAAAACGCGAGGGACUAGAAGGAACAGAGGAAUGGGUGGCUAUUGCAAGCAAACCAGAAAAUGUUUUCUACCUAAAAACAUUUGAUGAAUUAAAAGAUAUUAUGAACACUAUCAUUCGUAAAUCUUGCGAAACACUGUAAUCUACCAUCCUUCUAUACAUUGUGUACAAUAAAUGAAUAC